Molecule: messenger RNA, 2846 nt
Organism: Carcharodon carcharias (great white shark)
Lineage: Eukaryota; Metazoa; Chordata; Chondrichthyes; Lamniformes; Lamnidae
Gene: pgbd5
Product: piggyBac transposable element derived 5
Exons: 7
Coding region: 37-1623 (528 amino acids)
Biological process (GO): non-replicative DNA transposition
Cellular component (GO): nucleus
Molecular function (GO): transposase activity
Source: RefSeq, a predicted model, not a curated record
CGCGGUUAGUGCCGCGGUUGCUGCCCCUUCAUUUCCAUGGCGACCGAGGAGGUGGCGGCGGUGGUGGCGCGGCGGAAAGCUCUCUCCCUGUCCCGGCUCCGGGCCGCCCGUUCCCGCUACCAGAGCCUGCAGAUCUCCGACGAUGUGUUCGGGGAGUCGGGCGGCGACAGCAGUAGCGACGACAACCCGUUUUACAGCACCUCGGCCGGCAGCUCGCAGUCCGACUGGGGGGAGGAAGAGAUGGAAGAACCGGGGACCGGGGGGAGGAGGCCUGGGGAUGCGGGGCAUCCCACUCUGGAGCCGGGCGACAGAGAGGAGGCGGCGGGAUGGACGGAGAGGCUGAAGGACAUCGCGUUCCCUCCGUUCGCCGACUUGACGGGUCCUGUACAUCAGAUGCCACUAAAUGCAAGUGCAAUUGACUUCUUUCAGCUGUUUGUCCCUGAUAAUGUUAUAAGGAACAUGGUUGUUCAAACAAACAUGUAUGCCAAAAAGUACCAAGAAAGAUUUGGUUGUGAUGAAGGUUGGAGUGAUGUCAGUCUUCCAGAGAUGAAAACCUUUUUGGGAUAUAUGAUCUCCACUAGUGUUCACCAUUGUGAAUCUGUCCUCAGCAUAUGGAGUGGUGGGUUUUAUAGCAACAAGAGCAUUGCACUGAUGAUGACACAAGCCAGGUUUGAAAAGAUCCUGAAGUACUUCCAUAUUGUAGCAUUUCGUUCCAGCCAGACAACGCAUGGACUAUAUAAAAUCCAACCUUUUUUGGAUUGCCUACAAAUGACAUUUGAUACUGCAUUCAAGCCUUCUCAAACCCAGGUACUUCAUGAACCAUUAAUUGACGAAGACCCACUCUUCAUUGCCACAUGUACAGACCGGGAAUUACGCAAAAGGAAAAAGCGGAAGUUUAGUCUUUGGGUUAGGCAGUGUGCAGCAACAGGUUACAUCUGUCAGGUUUAUGUUAAUUUGAAGGAAGGAACAGCCUCGGAUGGGCUGGAUACUUUGAAGAACAGACCACAGCUCCACAGUCUUGUAGCAAAAAGCCUUUGUCAGAAUUUGGCUGGAAAAAACUACAUCAUAUAUACUGGCCCCAGCAUCACUAGCCUAAAUCUUUUUGAAGAGUUUGAGAAAAAAGGAAUUUAUUGUUGUGGACUUCUGAGUUCGAGGAAGAGUGACUGUACGGGACUGCCACAGUCGAUGCUAGUUAACCCUGAGAUUCCACAGAUUCGGGGCCAAUACAGGGUGAGAAUGAAAGGGAACGUGUCCCUAAUCAGCUGGUCCAACAAAGGACAGUUCUACUUUCUCACAAAUGCUUACUCUCCUUUUAAAGAAGGUGUCAUAAUUAGAAGAAAGAGUGGAGAGAUUCGCUGUCCUUUAGCAGUAGAGGCUUUUGCUGCUCACCUUGGCUAUAUCUGCAAAUAUGACGAUAAGUACAGCAAGUACUUUAUAUCUCACAAAGCUAACAAGACCUGGCAACAAGUGUUCUGGUUUGUCCUCAGUAUCGCUGUCAAUAACUCGUACAUCUUGUACAAGAUGUCAGAGGCAUAUCUCGUCAGGCGCUACACUCGAGUACAGUUUGGUGAAAGACUGGUCAAAGAGUUGCUCGGUAUUGAGGAAUAUCUCCCCUCGGAGUAAUAACACUGGCAGCACAAGUGCCAAGGUCAAAUUGUUGCACUGCAUCCACAGGGCUAAACCACAUCUCACACCCUUGUCCUAAACAUUAAAAAAAAAAUCUCACUGUCAAGCUUUUACUUGAAUUUUGCAGCAAGCACGCCGUUAACUCCCAGCUCUGCCACGGAGUAGCUAGGCCAACUGAUGGCUGAAGACCACACACCAUUUGCAUUGAAUCUGGAGACUGGUGCUGCCGGAAAAUCCAAAUGUAACUUACCUUUUGAUGUAAGUGCUGUUGCAGGCAAUUAAAGAUGAAUGGUGUUUAACUCGAACGUAACUGGAAUGAUAAAUUAGGGUCUUUAAAUUGUGGUCCAAACGUGGCUUUUUUCGUAUACUCGGAGAGGGAAAAUGCACAUUUUUUUAAUAUGCAAACUGCAAGUGUGGGGAAAUAACAAAACCAUCACAAGGAAUCUUGUAAUUUUCUUUUUAAAAAAGUAAGAACCUUAAUGAACAUUGUUGUUCAUAAUUUACACCUUCAUUAGAGUAUUGUGUUCCACAAUGUAUCACCUAAUAAUUCACCCCUCUCCCCCAUAGUGGAAUCUAACAGCCCUGUAUAGAUAUUUAUAAUGAAAGACUUAUUAUGCAUUCUGAAUGUUUACAUUGAACUAGCUAUUAAAUCAUGUUCAGAAUUCAGUCUGAGAUGUACUGCAUUUCGUGGACUGCACCAGACAUAAAUUAUGUUUAUUCACUGUUCUUUAUCACUGCAGAGGAUUAGAAGUUGUUGCUUAGAACACUAAAUCCCUUGAUCAUGUAUGUGGACGUAGGUUAAAUCAAAACUAUGCCCUUUGGGGUCAAAGUGCAGUUGCUUAGCUGAGCUGUUAGAUGCAGCAGGAUUAUGAUAGAUAAUGUGCCAUUGUUUGGAUACAGUGGAUGAGUUAGCUGGAGGAAACUGUUUCUUUAGAAGUGUCUUGCUAGCUAUACAACAGGAGGAACUGAUAGCUAUAGUGUCCGUACAUGAAUUGUAAUAAUCUUAAAGGAGGAUGAAGGGGUAUUGUGCAAUUCUAAAAUCUCUGGUUUGGAGACAGCAUGUAGAGUUACUGUCCGCUUUCAUGUGGGGUCCACGUUCUGUUUCUUAGUUGAUUUGCAUUCAAGCAAUGUGUGUCUCAAUAAAAGUGCCCUGUAUAUUACAAAAUGUUGUAUUUAAAAUAUAAAGUGUAUGUUACAAUUUACAAUAAAGUAAACCUGGA